UAUUCGUGUCAAUGGGAAAGUAAGAGGCGUCCGGUUCGCGUAUGGUCCAACCGAGCAGACCCUCCGCAAGCGACCCUCCGGCUGCCCUGCACACAGGCGCCAGGCUUAUUACUCCCGAACCACGACUGAUCGUCCAAGAGGGGCAGCAGAGCUUCUGAGACGAAGGAAUGCCUCGCUACACAAGGCUGUAGAUUAACCGUAGGGAUGAUGCCUUUUGCCCAGCCACAGGAUUCCUGGCACAAAAUGGAGGUGCAUAGCGUUAGUAGUGAGGUCAAUGGGCAUCAGAUCACGGAUGAGCCAAUGGAAGAGGGAGAGUCCUUCACGCACUGUGAUGAAGGGUCCUAUAAGGAGAUCCCCAUAACUCAUCAUGUGAAGGAGGGCUGUGAGAAGGCCGACCCUUCCCAGUUCGAGCUACUGAAGGUCCUGGGCCAAGGCUCGUUCGGAAAGGUGUUCCUGGUGCGGAAGAUAAUGGGCCCUGAUGCUGGUCAGCUAUAUGCAAUGAAGGUCCUUAAAAAGGCAUCUUUAAAAGUGAGGGACAGGGUUCGCACAAAGAUGGAACGUGAUAUUCUGGUGGAAGUGAAUCAUCCCUUCAUUGUAAAGUUGCACUAUGCCUUUCAGACAGAAGGGAAGCUCUAUUUAAUUUUGGAUUUUCUCAGGGGUGGAGAUGUAUUUACUCGCUUAUCCAAAGAGGUUAUGUUUACAGAGGAGGAUGUGAAAUUCUACCUUGCAGAGCUGGCCCUUGCAUUGGAUCACCUUCACAACCUAGGCAUUGUUUACAGAGACCUGAAGCCUGAAAACAUUUUACUUGAUGAAGCUGGACAUAUCAAGUUAACAGACUUUGGGCUCAGUAAAGAAUCAGUAGACCAGGAUAGAAAAGCUUACUCUUUUUGUGGCACUGUGGAAUAUAUGGCCCCUGAGGUGGUCAACAGAAGAGGACACACACAGAGUGCUGACUGGUGGUCUCUUGGCGUUCUGAUGUUUGAAAUGCUGACAGGGACGUUACCAUUUCAAGGAAAAGACCGGAAUGAGACUAUGAACAUGAUUCUCAAAGCUAAGCUGGGAAUGCCGCAGUUUUUAAGUUUGGAGGCACAGAGUCUUUUACGAAUGCUUUUCAAAAGAAACCCAGCAAAUCGUUUAGGAGCGGGUCCAGAUGGAGUAGAGGAGAUCAAACGGCAUGCCUUUUUCUCUACCAUAGACUGGAACAAACUCUACCGACGAGAACUUCAGCCUCCAUUCAAACCAGCAGCGGGAAAACCGGAUGACACAUUCUGUUUUGACCCUGAGUUCACAGCCAAAACUCCAAAGGACUCUCCAGGCAUUCCUCCCAGUGCAAACGCACACCAGCUCUUCAAAGGCUUCAGCUUUGUAGCACCGGCCUCCCUGGAGGAAAGCAAGAGUUCUCCUCUAGUCAACAUCCUCCCCAUCGUGCAGAUGCACAGUGGAACUGCACAGUUCUCUGAUGUGUAUGAACUGAAGGAGGACAUUGGCGUGGGCUCCUACUCCAUAUGCAAACGCUGCAUCCACAGAGUCACCACCAUGGAGUUUGCUGUCAAGAUUAUUGACAAAAGCAAGCGGGACCCAUCGGAGGAAAUAGAGAUUCUCAUGCGGUACGGGCAGCACCCAAACAUCAUCACACUGAAAGAUGUGUACGACGAGGGGAGAUUUGUUUAUCUGGUGACAGAGUUGAUGAAGGGAGGGGAGCUGCUGGAUAGGAUUCUCAGGCAGAAGUUCUUCUCAGAACGAGAGGCUAGUGCUGUCCUCUACACCAUCACCAAAACAGUGGACUACCUGCAUUGCCAAGGGGUGGUUCACAGGGACCUAAAGCCCAGCAACAUUCUCUACAUGGAUGAUUCAGGGAACCCCGAUUCGAUCAGAAUCUGCGACUUUGGUUUUGCCAAGCAGCUGAGAGGAGACAACGGCCUGCUGCUCACACCCUGCUACACUGCCAACUUUGUGGCGCCUGAGGUACUUAUGCGGCAGGGUUAUGAUGCAGCAUGUGACAUCUGGAGUCUGGGAGUUCUUCUAUACACAAUGCUGGCUGGGUACACCCCCUUUGCUAAUGGACCUAACGAUACCCCCGAAGAGAUUUUGUUGCGUAUCGGCAGUGGCAAGUUCUCCCUCAGCGGAGGCAACUGGGACACAGUGUCCGACUCCUCAAAGGAUCUUUUGUCUCACAUGCUUCACGUGGACCCACAUCAGCGUUAUUCUGCGGAGCAGGUGCUGAAACACUCGUGGAUCGCCUGCCGGGACCAGCUCCCCCACUUUCAGCUUACCCGGCAUGACGCACCUCAUUUGGUCAAGGGAGCAAUGGCCGCCACAUACUCUGCGCUGAACCAUAAGACAUGUCAGCCAGUCCUGGAACCCGUGGCAGCUUCCAGUUUGGCCCAGCGCAGAAGCAUGAAGAAACUGACUUCCACAGACAUGUCGUGAACAGAGCAGUGUUAACUUCACUGUGCCCCCCCCAUCCUCUUUCUGUCUAUUUAUUUACAUUUUCUCCUGUCCCCACCAGCUCCAAUGUUUUGGCAUUUACCCUGAGCUCCUGCUCCCUGUAAUUGGACCUCAAGACACCAUGCUUUCACAUCAGGGAGGCUGUUUAGCGAGUCGAGAGACUGAGAGACCUCGCGAAAAAUGGCUGAAAUUCAAAUCUAGACAGCUGCAGGGGCUGCAAUGACUAUUCUUCUCUUUUGUUUUUUCUCCCUCUUUUCCCUCUUAUGCAUUCCCUGAAUCUGUCUUUUCUGUCUUCUUUCUCCCUCUCCCCCUUUUUCCCGCGGAGUAAGAAAAAAGCACCAGCGCCUAUUCUCAUUCACUGUGACUGGCCGACCUGAAGCUGCUUUAAGUAAACUGUGUUCCACCUUCUUUUCCCAGUUCAGUAAGCAUGUUGCUCGUUCUCCACUCCUCCCCUCCUCCUCUCGCUCAACCCACGCUUUAGGAAUUCCCUUCUCCUGUCUCUUGACAAUUUAUCACCUGGGCUCACCGCCUGGGGAAGGAGCGGGUGGAAGACUCCGGUUUUAAGCCACUUAGCAUGCCGCUGAAGGAAUCGUAUCAGCGUCGGCAGGGGAUGAGCCUCGAGUCUGAACCCGUCUGACGUUACCUCAAGAAGCUCAAGAGCGCCGAGCGGAGGCUUCUUUAAGCUUAGAGAGCGUGUGUGUAGAAUUCAGCACCAGAGAGAUCGUCAGACACACCUGCCAGCUCUCGUCGGACCUGAUCAAUCCUCGUCUUGUCGAAUAUAUUUAAGCACAUUUGCACUGAGGCUCGGCAGGUUGUUGCUUUCGCUCUAUGCUCUAUUAUUUUCUCCCCUACCCCACUUUUUUCUGUGCACUUCGGACCGCCUUUAAAAUUAUUUUUUUGUGUUGGAUGAAAAUAAGCUAAAGGUAAAAAAAACAAACAAACAAAAAACUAUCAAAGGUCAAUGAAUGUGGACUAGACUUCAUAGUGUUGGGGCACUCUUUGGAUCCAGUGUUAGGGCAGAGGACUGGACUGCGAGCCAAGGACUCAUGGGAUUGGGGAAGGGAACCCUCUGCUCCAAGAGCGGCUGGAUUGAAAAAAAUUAUAUAUAUAAAUAUAUAUAUAUCAUUUCCAUAAAUAUCUCUACAAAGACAUUGUGGAAAUUGUAUCAUAUUGUAUUUAUUUCAUUUAAUUUUUAAAAUUCUAUUUUUCUUUCAGGUUCUGUAUAUAUUGACAUUAAAGAUCAUUAUUGACAUGCA
This is a messenger RNA of Colossoma macropomum (tambaqui), 3704 nucleotides long. It is a transcript of the gene rps6kal, whose product is annotated as ribosomal protein S6 kinase a, like. NCBI's taxonomy places the organism in Eukaryota, Metazoa, Chordata, Actinopteri, Characiformes, Serrasalmidae. Gene Ontology annotation, biological process: protein phosphorylation. Gene Ontology annotation, molecular function: ATP binding; ribosomal protein S6 kinase activity; magnesium ion binding. Bases 205 to 2430 code for a protein of 741 amino acids. The transcript has 22 exons. The record is from RefSeq and is a predicted model, not a curated record.